UUGUGACAUACGCUGAUUACGCUCUGUUUUGACGUGACGAGGGAAGGUUGAGUGUUCAUAUGCGACACGUAAAUUCUGUGACACAGAUGCAGUUGGAGAAUGGCUGGCAAAUCAAGUGCAUGCAAAGUUCGGAAUGUGGAUAUCAACCCAUGCAUUGAGGAGAGUGAUGGUUCUCAAAAAUGUUUGGAUGCAUACAACUAUGAUAAGAGCAUGUGUUCUGCAUACUUCAUGAGGUAUAAAAACUGCAGGAAGUACUGGGUAAGUAUACAGACACCAGGACUCAUGAGA
Sinocyclocheilus grahami is the source of this 288-nucleotide messenger RNA. Its product is annotated as coiled-coil-helix-coiled-coil-helix domain-containing protein 7-like. The transcript has 3 exons. NCBI's taxonomy places the organism in Eukaryota, Metazoa, Chordata, Actinopteri, Cypriniformes, Cyprinidae. Gene Ontology annotation, cellular component: mitochondrion. Gene Ontology annotation, biological process: mitochondrial respiratory chain complex assembly. The record is from RefSeq and is a predicted model, not a curated record. The annotation marks the transcript as partial.